AUGUUCAAAACCCAAGAACAAACAAAUGUUAAAAAAAAAAAAAAUCAUCGGACAGAAUGCACAGAACUACAGAAGCUUUGAUGGACUUCACUCACACCAAACUCCCCCAUUUCUUCUCCACUCAAUCACCCUUUGCUCCAAGCCCUAGCUAACCAUCUCAUCCUUUACAGGGAGAAAUUAAGUUUUAGCUUGUGUAAUGAAAUCGGUUUUUGAAAUAUAAGGUGGGUUUGUUUUUGUAGAAUAUAAGAUUUGUGUUUGUGUUGUGUAUUUUGUUAGGUUUUAAGAUGGUUUGGAAAACUUAAAUAAAAAUUCAAAACUUUCUUGUGUAUAGAAAUGGGUUUUUGAAUUUAAAGUGGGUUUGUAUUUGUUUUGUGUUAUUCUGAGGUUUUGUGAUGGAAGGAGGGUCAGAUUACAACACAGUUCCUCAAGGUCUUAUUGAUAAAACAAAAGUACUCGAAGUAAAACCAUUUCGUAGUUUGUAUCCUGUGUUACCUUCAAGUCCUGAAGGACCUGCCUUUGUUUGUGCACCUCCCUAUGGACCUUUCCCUGCUGGGUUUUCUCCAUUUUACCCGUUUAUUGCACCUCAAAAUGGGCCUGAUUUAAGCCAAAACAACCAUUCUAACCAAGCACAUACGCCACCUGCAUCGUUUGCGGCUCCCAUUAGGUCAUUUAGGUCACCAGAAAUUAAUUUUUCGGAUGUGUCUAAUGGGGAUGUGGGGUCUUCUGUUUGGAGAAAAAAAGGUGGCAGGGUUCCUAAUUCGCAGGGAUCUGGUUCUAGGCAAAAGAAGGCUAAAAAGAGUAGUGUCUCAGAUUUAGUGGCAUCUGGCAGUAAGGACUUUGCUGUUGGGAUUAGUUCAUAUGAGCGAGAUGAGGGUAAUACGGAAGUUGUUAAUAGUGUGUUGAUUAGAUUUGAUGCCCUUAGGAGAAGACUUAGUCAGAUUGAGGAUGCAAAAGAGUCUCCUGCGGGGAUUAUAAAGCGUGCUGAUUUGAAAGCAGGUAAUAUAUUAUUGACGAAAGGUGUACGUACCAAUAUGAGGAAGAGGGUUGGAACUGUUCCAGGGGUGGAAAUUGGUGAUAUUUUCUUCUUUCGAAUGGAGUUGUGCGUGAUUGGUUUGCAUUCGCAGUCCAUGGCUGGGAUUGAUUAUAUGAUCUCGAGGGGUGAUUUAGAGGAAGAACCGGUGGCAUUGAGCAUCGUAUCAUCUGGAGGGUAUGAUGAUGAUGCUGAGGAUAGUGACAUUCUGGUAUACACUGGGCAGGGUGGAAAUGCCAAUAAGAAGGAUAAGCAAUCAUCUGAUCAGAAGCUUGAAAGGGGUAAUCUUGCUUUAGAGAGGAGCUUGCGUCGGGGUAAUGAAGUAAGAGUUAUUCGGGGCAUGAAAGAUGCUAUUAGUCCCAACUCAAAGGUUUAUGUAUAUGAUGGGCUUUAUAGGAUUCAAGAAUCUUGGAUGGAGAAGGGGAAAUCAGGUUGCAACAUGUUUAAAUAUAAGUUGGUGAGAAUGCCUGGGCAGCCUGGUGCAUUUUCUGUUUGGAAAUUGAUUCAAAAGUGGAAGGAUGGUUUGUCAUCGAGGGUCGGACUUAUUCUUCCAGACCUUACUUCUGGGGCUGAGAGCACACCUGUGUCACUUGUAAAUGAUGUUGAUGAUGAGAAAGGGCCUGCUUAUUUCACUUAUUUCCCUAGAGUUAAGUAUACAAAAUCUUUUAGAUUAACUGAGCCUUCUUUCGGAUGCAACUGUCGUAGUGCAUGCCUCCCAGGCAAUCCAAAUUGCUCAUGCAUGCAGAAAAAUGGGGGUGAUUUUCCAUAUACAGCAAACGGGAUCCUAGUAAGCCGGAAGCCUAUGAUAUAUGAAUGCGGUCCCUCCUGUCCAUGUACUUCUAGUUGCAAAAACAGAGUGUCACAAACUGGUCUUAGGGUUCAUUUGGAAGUGUUUAAAACAAAAGAUAAGGGCUGGGCUUUGCGUACAUGGGAUCCUAUCCGUGCUGGUACUUUUAUUUGUGAAUAUGCGGGUGAAGUUGUUGACAAAGUUAAGUCAAGACAAGAUGGGGAGGAAGGGGAAAAUGAUGAUUAUGUUUUUGAUACCACCCGUGUUUAUGACUCUUUCAAGUGGAAUUAUGAACCUGGUUUAAUAGAUGAAGAUGAUUGUAAUAACUCUACUGAGGAAUACGAUAUUCCAUUUCCCCUAAUAAUAAGUUCUAAGAAUGGUGGAAAUGUUGCCCGUUUUAUGAAUCACAGUUGCUCUCCAAAUGUGUUCUGGCAACCAGUCAUGUUUGAACAAAACAAUGAAACCUUUGUCCAUAUUGCAUUUUUCGCAAUGAGGCACAUUCCCCCCAUGACAGAGUUAGCAUAUGAUUAUGGGAUUGCUCGUUCAGAUGAAGGUAAUAGUGAUAGCCACCGAAAAAGUAAAUGCUUAUGUGGAUCACCGAGAUGCCGGGGUUACUUUGGUUGAUUUUAAAUGUUUGUUGAUCUGUGGAGAGGAAUGCAUGGCAACCAUGACCUCGAAUAAAAGGAUGUAGCUGUCACUCCCGAGCACAUCCAAAAACUGUGCCAGUUAUCGAGUGCGGUAUUUCCAGGUAAAUGGGCACACAUUUUCUAUUGCUGCUAGGUUAGCCGGGUAGGUCACAUUUAGCUGUCAAUGGCUCCUUUUGCUGAUGGAUGUAGCCAGUGAUUCUAACUUCAUAGGUUGCUUAAUAGCCGAGCUUUUUAUGCCUGAAACGGUAUUGUGACAUCAGAUUUCAUAACUGAGAUUAACAAUUGUUGAAUGUGUAUUUAUGGUGUAACAGUAUCUUCUGAAUUGGAAUGAUUAAUCUGCAGUUGUGUAUUGAAA
Pistacia vera is the source of this 2819-nucleotide messenger RNA. Its product is annotated as histone-lysine N-methyltransferase, H3 lysine-9 specific SUVH1-like. Gene Ontology annotation, cellular component: nucleus. Gene Ontology annotation, molecular function: protein binding; zinc ion binding; histone methyltransferase activity. The transcript has 3 exons. The record is from RefSeq and is a predicted model, not a curated record. The coding region runs from base 393 to 2441 and encodes 682 amino acids. Lineage: Eukaryota; Viridiplantae; Streptophyta; Magnoliopsida; Sapindales; Anacardiaceae.